This is a messenger RNA of Grosmannia clavigera kw1407, 5820 nucleotides long. Its product is annotated as spindle pole body component. Gene Ontology annotation, biological process: establishment or maintenance of microtubule cytoskeleton polarity; mitotic spindle organization; microtubule polymerization. NCBI's taxonomy places the organism in Eukaryota, Fungi, Ascomycota, Sordariomycetes, Ophiostomatales, Ophiostomataceae. The transcript is spliced from 3 exons. Gene Ontology annotation, molecular function: nucleic acid binding; microtubule plus end polymerase activity; microtubule plus-end binding. The record is from RefSeq and is a predicted model, not a curated record. Gene Ontology annotation, cellular component: spindle pole body; microtubule plus-end; spindle pole. The coding region runs from base 1 to 5820 and encodes 1939 amino acids.
AUGGCUGAACAGGAAGAGGACUUUAGUUCUCUGCCGUUGCCAGACCGCUUCGGCCACAAGGCACGUUCCAGCAAAUCAUAUCUGCAACUGGUCGCGACGGAGGCAUGGAAAGUGCGCAAGCAGGUUUACGAAGACGCCACCAAGCAAUUCGAGCGUACCCCUGAUGAGCGCGAUCCCGCGUUUCGACCGUUUCUACAAGACCCAGGACUAUGGAAAGGUGCAGUGGCAGAUUCUAACGUUGCGGCGCAACAAGAAGGUGUGGCCGCACUUUGUGCGUUCCUGAAGUUUGGUGGUCGCGAGGCAUGCCUACGCACGAGAGGGGUCACAAUAGGUCCGAUUGUUGAGAAGUGUCUACCGUCGACGCGCGCAGCCAUCAAGACGUCCGCGAUUGAGGCGCUACUCUUGUACAUCGAGCUCGACGUCGCCGACCCCGUUGUGGAAGACAUGCUUCCGUCCUUGUCAGCAAAACAACCAAAGGUGAUUGCCGCAACCCUUACCGCUCUUACCACCAUAUACCACAGUUACGGCUGCAAAGUCGUCGAUCCGAAACCCUCUUUGAAAGCUUUGCCGAAAGUGUUUGGUCAUGCAGAUAAGAAUGUCCGUGCGGAGGCUACAAAACUGGCGGUCGAGUUCUACCGGUGGCUACGCGAAGCCAUGAAGCCGAUGUUCUGGGGCGAUUUGAAGCCGACGCAACAAGCAGAGCUUGAGGCCCAGUUCGAGGAGAUCAAAAAAGCCAACGAGGCGCCAAAACAAGACCGGCUUUUGCGGUCACAGCAAGUGGCGCAGGCCAAAGCCGUUGCGUCGGGAGUUCCAGAGGACGCCGGCGAUGCUGGCAUAGAUGACGAGCCGGCCGAGGUCGAUGCAUUCGAUCUAGCAGAGCCACAAGACGUUCUACGCAACGUACCAGGCGACUUCCAUGAAAAGCUGGCAUCGUCUAAAUGGAAAGAGCGCAAGGAGGCGGCGGAAGCGCUGUACGCGGUCCUCAACGUGCCCCGCAUCAAGGACGGUGACUUUCACGAAAUCAACCGCGGUCUGGCCAAGUGCAUGAAGGACGCCAACAUUGCCGUAGUGACACAAGCGGCGCAGUGUAUUGAGGUCUUAGCUAAAGGCCUCCGGAAACCAUACGGGAAAUAUCGCACGAUUGUCAUGCAGCCGAUCCUGGAGCGACUGAAAGAAAAGAAGCAAUCGGUAGCCGACGCGCUUGGGGCUGCACUAGACCAGGUAUUUCUGGCAACAGAUCUAACGGAAUGCCUGGAAGACAUCACAACGUUUUUGUCACACAAGAACCCGCAGGUCAAAGAAGGCACAAUGCGGUUUCUAAUUCGGUGUUUAUGCGCAACGCGCAACGUCCCAAGUAAGCAGGAAAUCACGACAAUUGUGGACUCGGCAAAAAAGCUUCUUUCUGAGUCCAGCGAGGGACUGCGAUCAGGGGGUGCCCAGAUGCUAGGAACAAUCAUGAAAAUUAUCGGCGAACGUGCCAUGAACCCACAUAUCGAGGGUCUUGAUGAAAUUCGCAAGACAAAAGUGAAGGAGUACUUCGACACUGCUGAGGUCAAGGCGAAGGAGAAGCCAAAGGCGCCGCCGCCAGCCCCGGCAGCAGGACGUGCGCCUGGCGGCGGACCGCCGAAGAAGGUGGUAGGUGGCGGUGGAAAGAAAGGGCCAUCGCCCCUAAAGAAGCCAGUGUCGAACAGUGCCUCGGUUGCGAUUCCAAAGGAAGAGCCACUGGCACUACAAGCCACGUCCCGGCCUGCUGGUGGCGGCAGCAAGCUGGGUGUACCGAAAGCUUCUGUAAAGGCCCCCCAGAAGCGGGCCUUAGCCGGCCCAGGAGUGCUAUCACCUCGACACGCCGCCCCUCCGCCUGUGCAGGACGACUAUGACGACGACCCGGUGGCCACAACACCGGCACUGCAGCCUCGGAUAGGGCUUGGUCGAGGAGGCUUAGCGUCGCGAUCAUUGGCUAAGCCGUCCACCAAUACUGCCGCCACGGUACCGGCACCACCCUUGUCGCCCACGCCCAUGUCUGGGUUGACAGCGCUGGAGCGGGAAGAGCUGGAGGAGCUGCGGACAUCCAACGACCGACUAUUGCGGCAGGUGGACGAUGCCCGCCAUGAACGGUCAAAGCUGAUGUCGGAGGUCCAGGAGCUCAAAAACCAGAACGCAGGGCUUAUCGAAGAUCACACACGUGACGUUUUAAGCAUCAAAGCGAAGGAAACGCAGCUGGUUCGUGCACGCAGCGAUGCCGAGGCGGCCGAGCAGACCAAUGAGCGACUUCGUCGGGAAUUAGACCGGCUGAAGCGUGCCCUCGGCAAAGCGGAGGCGGCCAUGCUGAAUGGGUCUGGCGGCAGUUCAAGCGGUAUGGUUAGCCCCGAUUUGACUCAUGACGAUGCCGGCAUUUUUCGUGAUGGGAUGUAUCCAAACAAUGCCGGCCGCCAGCGAAUGAGCUUUGCGAGCACGCUUUCCGAAGAGAAAGAGAACGGCGAGACAGCGUCCUAUGCACGGAGCAAGAUGAGCCCAGAUCUACGCUAUGCGGCGACCGGCAGUGGGACAGAGAGUGGACGUGGAAGCCCUGCACGUAGUUACCGAAGGGAAUUUGGUAUUGACGAUGUCAGUAGCGCUUCGGGUGGUGGAUACGGGACAGGGACCGGAUACGGAGCCAGUUCUAGCGGCAAUGGCACAUCCAGCACAACCUACAACGGUAACAUCGGUGGCUCCGGUGGCGCUGGUGUGGGUGGGCAGGAGAGCUGGAAGCGGGCGGCAGAGGUUACUAAUCAGCUGAAGGCACGGAUUGAGCAGAUGAAGGCCCGCUCCUUUGAAGCGACCAAGAUGUCGAAGGCCGCGGCAGCCGAUUACUCCAACUCUGAUUCUGACUCCGACGGAGAAGACGACGCGUACCCAAGGCCCGCAACUGGCCCAGCAACCGACGAAUUUGCCAGUUACCACCCGCGCAAACGGCGGCGCAUAGGUCGUGACGCAAAAGAGAGCGCAGCUCUAGGGAUUUUCGGGUCAGAAAGCGAAGACGAGUUCAGGCCCGAUCGGCGAUGGAAGCGGAAACCGCUGCGCAAAGAAGGCGUCAGCUUUGUUUCAUCUGGCACACAAGAGCAGGGCAGUGAUGGGGCCGAAGAUGACAAAAUCGAAGAUGAGGAUGUUGCAGAAUGUGGACUUUACCAAGAAUACCAAGAAAAGGAAACCACGAGAGAAGAAGUACAGGAGACAGGUAGCGACGAUGACGAAGCUCGCUACGACAAUCACUUUGGAGGAGUGAGCUUUGGAUCACACGAAGUCCACAACUUGGGCUUUACAUCCGCAUCAUCGAACCAUGCUCCAGUUAUGCCACCACGUGCGGUCCCUAUACCGGAAGAGUUGGCAUCGGUUACCGGCGUCAAUGUGAGAAAUCCACUUGGGCACGGGUUUGUACCAUCCUCGGCGUUGGAUCCCGUCCUGAUGGAAUCUGUCGCACAAAGCCAGAACGUCGGCAAGCCGAAUAUAAGUGCGAAACCUAGCGCAUUUUCGGCAAGGGGCUUAGGAAGAAGCCGAGGUGGUGGUGGUGGGCAGGCCAGGUUCAACCCAAAAUCUUUCGGCGCUCGCAUGAUGGCCAAGAUGGGCUACGUUGAGGGGUCCGGCUUAGGUAAGGAUGAGCAGGGCCGAAACAUAAUUAUUGAGGCCAACCUGCGACCGCAAGGUGCCGGUCUUGGUGCUGUAAAGGAGAAGUCGGAAAAGGAACGUCAGGAAGAAAAGCGUCAGGCACGGUUACGGGGAGAAGCUGUGGUACAAUCGGAUGAUGAUGAAAAACCGGCCAAAGCAGCAGCACGGAAGAAGAGAGCUAUGGGCCUCAGCGGCAGCGGCAGAACGACAAGUAGCGACACAGGCACACCGCGGCGCCAGAAACCCAAAUACAUGACAAUGGAGGAAGCCAAGCGGGCAGCGCCCGGCCUAGACAUACCAGACACAUUCACGCCGAUCCUGGACCUUACAGGCCCGGGUCGGAGGCUCCUCACGUCUUCAUCUGGCCUCAUGACACCGACCGCUGGUGCAAUGUACGACGAAGCUGCAGCCGAAGAUACGGCGGAGCGGACGAAAUCACGAAAGCUUGCGCGGCGUGCCCAGGCGGACUUCAUGGCCAUUUUAGAAGAGUGGCAGAGCCUGCAGAACCGCAAGGCGUACGCGGAGCUGCAAGCGCAGCAGGUGCGGCAAGAACUUUCUGAGCUUACUGAUAACCUAUAUGGCCACAAGACUAUGGCAGAGGCAUUCGCAAGGCUGUCUAUUGUCGACGAGGUGGCUCCUUGGAAGGAAAGAUGGGACCGCACGAUAGCACAACUGACGGCGGCGGCAGCAGCCAUGCCGAUACGACCAUCUGACGAAAUGCGAGACGCACUGGCCCACAUCAGCAUUGCAGCAAUCCACCCGCUGCUGAAGCAAGUGGCUGAAUCGUGGGAGCCGCUGCAGGAUACAGGCAAGACCUUGGCGGUGGGCCUCGCCUCGGUCCAGAGCCUCGUUAGUCGAAAGACACAAGACGAGUUGCCGCCGCAGCACUAUCGCAGCAGGGCCAUCGCGUCGCCAUACGAGACAAUGAUGUACAAGAUUUGGCUACCGCCAGUGUCGCGAGCGGUGCGGAGGUGGGAUGUGCAGGAAACAGACAGUCUUCUAGAGCUCUACUUGACGUGGGAGCCGCAACUGCCCGGCUUUGUGCGGGCGCAGCUUCUGGAGCAGGACAUUGUGCGCAAGCUAGAAGAGGCGGUGGUGAAGUGGGAGCCCAAACGCAGACGAUAUCAAACGCAGAACCAGAGCCUGCCACACCUGUGGCUGUUCCCAUGGUUGCCCUACCUACCGUCUCGGCAGCUGGACCCCAAAAGUGCGGACGGUCUUGUAACGGAAGUCAAGCGCAAGUUCCGGCAGCUGGUGCACGUGUGGGAGUUCUACCGCGGCGUGAUCCCCGGCCUGCGAGAGUGGCGCGAUAUGCUACGGCCGACUGCGGACAACGACCAAUGGCGGCCGCUAGUCAUGGCGCACGUGCUGCCAAGCAUGGCGAGCUAUGUGCGGGCGCAAUUCCGUGUGGAUCCCCGCGACCAGGCGCCGUACCUCGAGGUGAUCACGGGCGAAUUUCAAUGGCUGGGUCUGGUGGCUGCCGAGCUGGUUGGCGAGGUUAUGGUGGCGGAGGUAUUCCCGAUGUGGCACGAGACGUUGUAUCAGUUGCUGACUACGCCGGGGCUGGCCAGUCUCGACCGGAUUGCGCAGUGGCUUCAGUGGUGGGCUGACGAGGCGUUCCCGGCGCCCAUACGGCAAUUGUCCUCGGUGGCGGCAGAGUUCGAGCGAGGAAUGGUGAUGAUCAAUGAGGCGUUAGACCUUGGCGGCAAUCCUGACCUUGUUCGGCUCGCUCUGACACCACCACAGAAAGGCCCGACGCUGCGGGUAGAAGGGCCGGCGGCGACAACUUUGCGAGACAAUCGCCAUCAUGCGAGCCACCGGUAUCGCAGUCAACAGGAACAUCACCACCGCCAUCAUCAUCGCUCCAUCGGCCGUGCAGGUACAUCACCAACCACUGCAGCAGUGACUUCGGUGUCGGGUGCCGGUGACCACGAGGAGAUGUCAAUAAGGCACUACGUCGAGGACUGGUGCGAAACAAACGACCUGCAGUUCGUGCCGGAGCGCAAGAAGGUGCACGCAGAAGGUCCGCUGUACCGUAUCACAGCGCGUGGUGACGGUAAGGGCGGCGUGCUGGCGUACUUCAAGGGCCUGCGGCUGUACGUGGAAACGAAGAAGGGUCCUGUAGAGGUUCGAGUGGACCGAGAGGAAGAUUGGGUGCAGCUACUAUCAAUGGCAUAG